This is a messenger RNA of Diaporthe citri, 735 nucleotides long. RefSeq lists its product as uncharacterized. NCBI's taxonomy places the organism in Eukaryota, Fungi, Ascomycota, Sordariomycetes, Diaporthales, Diaporthaceae. The record is from RefSeq and is a predicted model, not a curated record. The coding region runs from base 1 to 735 and encodes 244 amino acids. The transcript has a single exon.
AUGCUUGGUCGCCGCCUAGCCUACGUCCUUGCAGGACUCGGAGCGCCAACGUGGGCAGCUCCAGUCCUGUCAAGGGCCGACACCAGCCCACAAUCAGUCCCUCAUGGCUGCAUUCCUGAAGUCUGGGAGCAAGCACACUUUUGCAUCAUUGCUCCUCCUACCACCACCAUCGGCCCGUCCAACAAAGCUCGAGACUCGGCAAACGAAUGGUUGGAGGUGAGGACUGCCGACACCCCUACCCCAGUGCUGGACAUCAAGGGCACUCCAACCAACGGCGACUGCAUACCAAUCGUCUGGAACGGUGUAUUCAUCUGCCUUGCUCCGCCAACAACGACCAUCGGACCCUCAACCAAGCGCAGUGAGCCCGAGGCACUGGCUGAGAGAGACACCCCAACCCCAACCACUUCGGACCCAACCCCAACGGACGGCAAGACUUGCGCUAUCUGGCAAGGUGUUAUCAUCUGCUGGCAGCCUCCAACGACUACAAUCGGGCCUUCUACUAAGCGACAUGAGGUCGACGCGGCUGAGGUGGAGAAGAAGGACCUCACUGGAGACAAGCACGGCGGUGGCUGGGGUGGAGGAGGCCUGAUUCCCGACACGCCCGUCCCCGGCGGGCCACUCGUUCCGGGGCCUUAUGUCCCCGGUGGGCCGCUCAUCCCAGGCCCCUAUGUGCCUGGGCACCCAGUGACCCCAGACCCAACGUAUCCUGGAGGAGAGGUCACACCGUCCACCUAG